AUGGAGGAAUACAAAGCCAAGUACGCUAUCCACGAAGCCUGCCGAGAAGGUCAAGUAUCUCGAGUCGACUCUCUCCUCGCCGCAAACCCCAAACUCGCCAAUCUCCGUGAUCCAGACGACCGCCUCCCCAUACACUGGGCAGUAUCCUACAACCACUUCCCCAUCGUCCAAACGCUCGUCCAAGCCAAGUCCUUCGACCCCGACGUCACAGAUGGCUCCGGCUGGACGCCCCUCAUGAUGGCAUGCUCCCGCAAAGACGCAGAGGCAAUAGUCGACCUGCUACUCUCCAAAGACGCCGAAGUAAACGCGAAGAACAACAACGGCCAGACCGCUUUACAUUUUUGCGCAUCCAAAGUCAACCUCGACAUCGCACGUACAUUGCUUGCGCAAAAGCCGCCUGCUUCGGCACGGAUAAAAGAUAAGAGAGGUCAGCUUCCGCUGCAUCGGGCAGCAGCGGUGGGUAGUGUGCCGAUGAUGAAGGCGUUGUUAGAUGCGAAGAGUCCUCUGAAUGCUACUGAUAUGGAUGGCAUGACUGCGCUGCACCAUGCGAUGAGCGAGGGGCAUGGAGACGCGGCACUGCUUCUGCUGACUAUGGGCGCCGAACACGACAAGAAAGAUACCGAUGGCCAUGUUCCGCUGGAUCUUGCGCCGGAUGCGAAAACGAGAAGCUUCAUACUGCAGGCGGCGGAGAGGGAGGGCAUAGAUUUGCUAUAA
Molecule: messenger RNA, 714 nt
Organism: Alternaria atra
Lineage: Eukaryota; Fungi; Ascomycota; Dothideomycetes; Pleosporales; Pleosporaceae
Exons: 2
Coding region: 1-714 (237 amino acids)
Cellular component (GO): nucleus; cytoplasm
Molecular function (GO): protein binding
Source: RefSeq, a predicted model, not a curated record